AUGCUUGUGAAGAAGGCACUGUUUCAAGAUCUUAGUUCUACUAUAGCAUUCCAUAGCCAUACAAUUCAAUUGCAUACACACACGAUGGCCCCUCCAUCUUGCACACGCUCGUUUGUAGGCGCAGUCAAACGACUCAAGCUCUCACCAGCGACACCAGCCGCACAACAUCAGAUCCGCCACAUACAGAACUCAUCGCGAAACGCAGCAUCAACCAUACAGUCAUCUAGCACCGACGGCGAUGCCUCGAAUAUCCGUCUCCCCAAAGCCGUCCAGGCAACCUACCUGGCGCCUCUCAAGCGCGCUCCAUCCCAAAAUCCCACCAAAGUCGCAGACCUUCAACUUCGAUCCUACAGCGUGCGCAAUCUCGAAGUCUUCGCCGACUUUGCCAUGCGCGCAGCCUACUUUCUGAAUCUCCCAGCGGCAGGCCCGACACCACUGCGCAAGAUCACAGAGCGAUGGACAGUACCACGAAGCAAUUUCGUGCACAAAAAGUCCCAGGAGAACUUUGAGCGGAUCACAAUGCGGCGGUGGAUACAAGUGUUCGAUGGCCAUCCUGACACCGUCGCCGUUUGGUUGGCGUUCUUGAGGAAACAUCAGUAUUAUGGUGUUGGGAUGAAGGCGGAGGUGUAUGAGCACGGGAGUUUGACAACAGGUGCGAGGUUGGAAUCUGAGGCAGAGAAGGUCAGGGUAUUGAUAGGUAAGGGCGAGACGUUUGCUUCGUUCAGAGGAGGCUUGACGGGCCGUGCAAAGCGUGCGGAACAGAGGCUGUGGGAUAGUCCUUUCAAGAGGAGCUGGGGUGCUGAUGCUGCGAUGGGAGGAACGCCGAGUACAGGGACGAGUAAGGAUAGGUUAUGGGUUCCGCGGCAAGAUCGGCAGACCUGA
Molecule: messenger RNA, 882 nt
Organism: Fulvia fulva
Lineage: Eukaryota; Fungi; Ascomycota; Dothideomycetes; Mycosphaerellales; Mycosphaerellaceae
Product: 37S ribosomal protein S10, mitochondrial
Exons: 3
Coding region: 1-882 (293 amino acids)
Biological process (GO): translation
Cellular component (GO): ribosome; mitochondrion; small ribosomal subunit
Molecular function (GO): structural constituent of ribosome
Source: RefSeq, a predicted model, not a curated record